UGGUUUUUUCUUGUCUCAGAGAUUGAUCUGGAGAUGUCUUCCCCGACCAAGCCAGAGCCGACGUGUCUGAUCAUGUCACUCCCAGACGAAGUUGUAGUUGACAUCAUAGCGCGUGUCUCCACACGCUUUCAUCCGUCCAUCUCUGCCGUCUGCAGGCGUUUCAGAUCACUUGUUGCGUCGCCUGAACUUUACAAGGCGAGAAGAUCCUUGUUGGGAUGCAAUGAACAUCGUCUAUAUGUUAUUCUCCAGAGCUUCGGUGAGAAUUCCGAAACCCGUGUAUAUAAUCUCCGCCGAAAACCCGACGGGGGUCACCGCUUGGUCCUUGUCUCGUCGCUUCCUGCUAUGCCUCACGAAGCAAGCUUUGUAGUGGACGGUUCAAGGAUACAUGUGUUCGGUGGGUUUAGCCUUUAUGACCGUAGUGAACGGAAUGCGUUAAGCAUAGACUGCAGAUAUCACACGGUGCAGCCCUUACCAACCAUGCCUAAACGCAUGAUUGGCACUCCUCUCGCUCACGUGAUGGAUGGGAAGAUCUACGUGUUUGGAUAUACUAAUUAUUACAACAAGGUCACGGCUGUGUUCAAUACGUUGACACAAACGUGGGAGCCUGAGAUGACAAAGCCACGCAUCGAACUACGCCAUGUGUUGAAUGGACCGGAUGGUUAUGUUAAUAGCAUUGUUUACGAUGGUACCAAGGAAACUAAAUGGGAAACGGAGUGGAUGCUGAAGUUCAACAAGUGGAAGAGCGUGUGUGUCAUUGAUGAUGUGUUCUACUCCUAUGAUUGUCUUUACAACAAGUUAAAAGCCUAUGACACAAAACUUAGGUGUUGGAGUGAGGUGAAAGGUGUUAAAACAUUGUUGCCCACUAACAAAAGUUUAGUUUGGUGGCCACGCGUUGUGAAUUACGGUGGGAGCUUGCUUUUCUUGUAUCAGAAAAGGAUUUGUAGAAUAGAAGAGCAUUGGUGUGCGGAGAUUGCAUUGGAAAGACGUCAAGAUGGUGAGAUUUGGGGUAAAGUCGAGUGGUCCGAUGUUGUAAUUGUCGGUGAUUUUUGCUUAAUAGAAUCUCUAGUUGCUACGUUUUGAUGCAUGUUCUCUAGAUGCUAUGUUUUGAUGCAUGAAGCUCUCCUUCAUAUUACUUAAGACUGUGCUUUUUUUUUUUUUAGUUUGGGUAUUUUAAAACUACGAAGAGGCUCAUACUAAUUCCUCAAGGGAAAGUGUAAUUCAUGGAAGCAUCAUCUCAUAUAUGUUUAGCCACACAAAUUUAGUGUUGUAGUCCAUAUACGAGUAGUCCACCCAGUGUGGUUAACUUAUUGUGA
This is a messenger RNA of Brassica napus (rape), 1313 nucleotides long. RefSeq names its product F-box/kelch-repeat protein At4g38940-like. Lineage: Eukaryota; Viridiplantae; Streptophyta; Magnoliopsida; Brassicales; Brassicaceae. Gene Ontology annotation, molecular function: protein binding. The transcript has a single exon. The record is from RefSeq and is a predicted model, not a curated record. Bases 34 to 1080 code for a protein of 348 amino acids.